ACUACAUGUUGUAAUCAGUGCCGCUUUGGUAAACAAGGCCGGUGUCGUCAUCUGUUGCUGUAAACCGGUGCUUUUGUUAUCUGGGGUAGUGUUAACAUGAUGUUAGUCUGGCAAGAUGGUUGUUGACCUGGUUUUAAAUGAGAUGACCGAAGGAGCUUCUAACAACAGAGGGUGCUUGUUAACCUUGUUAGCUACAGUUUAUCUCACCUACUAACGUUUGAUCUGUCUAUAGCAGGUUAGCAGCAAGCUAGCGGGCCGUUGUUAGCCAGGACCCAGACAAGCAGCAGCAUCAUCAUCAAUGGUGUGUCUACAUCCCAGAGCCGUCACAUCUUCCCGUGUCCGCUCAAUGAACUAUCACUUCAGCUCACAUCACAACCGCACAUGUAUGGCGUUUGCGAGGCUUGGAGGGGAGUUUUGCCAAGCCCAGCACCUGCUGCUUAUUGUGGACAAGUGAACAGGACACACCAGCUAGGCCCAAACACUGCCAUCCACACAUACAGGCCCUAACUGCCACUCUGUCCGACCCCUAUGAAGACGAGCCAUCCUUCAGUGUACCGACUAUCCUGGGGAGCAGUGGAGGCUUUGGUUUUCCCCCGGGAGUCUCUCUCUCAUCACCUUUCUUCCCCUCUUCUGCUCUGCCUUUCAUUGUUUGCCCUGACCACUUCAAGUCUUCUCUGAAUGGGCUAACAGAUUGGAAACAAGGAAAGAAAGAAAUACACACACCGUCUCCAUCUUUUUUUGCUUCCUCAACAUUGGGUGUCCUCUCCUCUGUCUUCUCAAUCCUAACCUGGUCUCAGACUGUUAAUUUUUUUUUCAUUUAUUUUGAUUUGAUUUUGAUUUUUUUCUUCCUUUUUUGUUAUUGCCAAAUAGUUUGAAAUUAAACCUUUUUUAAAUUUUUGUCCCAUGAUAACCUUUUUUUGUUCAAAAAACUUGGAAAGAAUUCAGAAGACUGUUUGAAAGAAUUUAUUUGAAAAAAAAAAAAAUCCCCUUAAACAAGACUUACUAAAUUUUUAAAAAAUUGAAGUUAUUCCUCUGGUCAGAACAGUUUCUUUGAAUAAUCAGAGGACUUUCAAUUUGACGACUUUGAAGUCCCAGUGCUUUAUCACUUAACCAUUCAUUUUUUAUCCUUGAGAACUUUUUUUGACUUCUUAGAAGCCCAGUGUCUUUCUGCUCUUUUCUUCUGGCAACUGUUUUUUGAGUCUCACAAUGAACCGGCCGGCUCCAGUGGAGAUCUCCUACGACUGUCUGAGAUUCCUCAUCACGCACAACCCCACCAACGCACAACUGGGAAGGUUUAUAGAGGAUCUGAAGGCAUAUGGAGUGCAUACCUUGGUGAGAGUGUGUGCUGCUACAUAUGAUAAGACACCAGUGGAGCAGGAAGGCAUUCAUGUCCUGGACUGGCCAUUUGAUGAUGGCUCCGCCCCCCCUGACCAGGUUGUUGAGGAUUGGCUGAACCUGCUACAGACCAAAUUUAGGGAGGAGCCUGGAUGCUGUGUGGCUGUACACUGUGUUGCUGGACUGGGACGAGCUCCUGUGUUAGUGGCCCUGGCUCUGAUUGAGUGUGGUAUGGAGUAUGAGGAUGCUGUGCACUUCAUAAGACUGAAGCGUCGUGGAGCGUUCAACUCCAAGCAGCUGCUCUACCUGGAAAACUACAAGCCCAAGCUGUGUUUGCGCUCGAAGGACGCCAACGGACAGAGCUGCUGUGUGCAGUAGAGAUCUACACCGCUAACACAGGUUCUCUCCAGCUUUUUACAGGUUCAUCUUUUGACAUUUAAUAGAAAGUUGACAUGUUUGAGUAAAAUGUUACGCUUACCUCAGAGCCCAUGAAACUCAUUCACAACAAUGUCUGUCAUUUCAAAAAUACAUGGAAGCAGUUCAAAGUGAGGGCAGGUUUGAAUGAGCUUCACAGGCAAUUGAUUCAGCACACAGAGGACAGUGAUACCGUUUGAAUUCAUGUCAAAAAAUGAGCCUCUAAAAGUGUAACAGCAUGGAAGAUAUUCUUGUUUCUGCUGCUUGUUCUGCAAGCUCAUACUGCCCUUUUAAACAGCAGGUAGCAGGGAUACACAAACACUUAGCACAUUAAAGGAAACUCCACAAUGAAAAAUAAUUCAUAUUAUUGUCAGUGCCACUGUGAAAUAAAGCUCAUUAUAAGGAAAAAGCUCAACCAUACUUAAUCCAAAAAGUUACAAUCUGGAUUCAGCCUUGUUAUUGCUAACCUUGCUCCUAUGUUUUCCAGCAUUGGGAUUGAGAUUGGGCAUUGUAAGAUAAAUUGCUGUCAUGGAUUCUCUUUUGAUAGUGGUUUUACAUUUCCCCUGCAUAUUGUCCACAUCAGUAGUGUGUGUUUGAUUGAUUCAUUUCUGUGGUUUUGAGCUGGUAUGAAAUGUAAUAAAAUGCUGAAAUUGCAUAAUAGAUAGAUGGCAGUAUGUGCUUUCAGAGGCUUGCUGGUUUUCACUCAUCAGCCCCCAUAUUGAUUUAUCCUGAUCUGCUGAUCACAAUCUCUCCCCACUGACCAAUAUCCCACAGCCAAAAUAAGUUGCUCUUUCUGCUGCUGUUAUGGCACCAAUGAUAAAACUACACUCAAAAGUACAAAAGAAAACUAUAAAAUAUUGUGUUUAAAGAAAAAAUAAUUUAAAAGUCAGUUUAAUCAGUCAGUUUGGUGCAAAUGUUGAGUAUGCUGUAUUAAACAAGACUGCAAUCUACCUACCUAUGUACCAAGCCAGAGCCAGGGAUGGACAGAGUCAGGCUGCUGGGCUGUAAACAUGAAACACUGUUCUCUAACAUCACUACCGUGAGGCAGCCAAUCACCUGGUACAUAUAUUCAGUUGCUUACAGCAGAAUUGAAAUUUGAUAGAGUUGUGGAUUGUAUAGUUACUUGGUUGUGAUAUGAGUCCACAUAUUGGUGGUGGUGAAAAAUCCUCAUUAGUUGCUCCAUUCAUGUAAUGCUCUCCUGGACCACUAAUCUCCAAGUCCAGAAUACUGUAUUUAGAUAGACAGAAUAGAUAGAAUAUACUUUAUUGUCCCCUGGGGGAAAUUUGUCAUGGACUCAAGUGCAUAGUAGUAGCUGCCUUGCAGACAAUAUAUAUACAUAAAAUACAAAUGGCAGCUAGAGACAUACACGUACAUACACACUCAUGACACAUCCAAUAGAAGAUUAAAAAGGAAAACAAACAGAACACCAAGUUAUUCCACAGUUUCCAGGCCUCAGCGUGCAUAGCCUCAAGAGCUAUUUAAAAGUUUGAUGGAGGUGGGUACAAAAGAGUAUUUAAAGUUCAAUAUACAUUUUGGGACUCUGUACCUUCUGCCGGAAGGCAAGAGCUCAUAUUCUGCUUGAAGGAUGUGUGACUGGUCCGACAAUACCCUCCGCGCCUGCCUGAGUACAGACUGCUCAUGGAUGGAGUGAAGGGAGAGCUUCUCAGUCCUCCCCAUCACCUUCAUAGCAGUCUAUACCAGGCACUGCAACUUAGAUUUGGACUGUGCGGAGAGAUUGCCGAACCACGCCGUCAUCCCAUACCUAAUAACACUCUCUAUCACUGCCUGAUAAAAUAAAAACAUGAUGUUCUGGCUGACCCCAAACACAAACAGCCUACGUAAAAAAAAUACAGCCUUUGCUGUAAACGAGAACAUACAAAAUCAACAUGAUCACUCCAUCUGAAGAGGUUAUCCAGGUGGAUGCCCAGAUAAUAUACCUAUAAGAUGUGACCUGUUUGAUCUCCUCCCUGUGUAUGGACAGUGGAGUAUGAUCCCCCACCAACCGAGGGUCCAACACCAUCUCUUCAGUUUUUUUAGUGUUAAUGAUGAGAUAGUUCGCCUCACACCAUUGAACAAAUUUGUUGACCUCCGUGAAGUACAGCGACGGGUCUGAGUUCUGGUGAAGCAGGCUGAGAAUGGCAGGCCAGGGGAGCAUGGUGCAACAUAUUUCACUACCAUGUGGACUCGCACAACACACAGGUAACUACACAGGCCAGUACUCUACAAAACCUCAAUAUUGCUUUAAAUGAAUACACUAUUUUGGUUGGUUAGCUUAGCCAUGAUGAGAACAUAGACACCAAAGUCAUCUAUGCCUCCCUGCUGGCUUGUCGGGCCUGUUGCUGUAGCUGUGUCGACUACAGUGUUAAGGUGAAGCCCACAGCCACUCAUCAUAGUGAAGUCGUGUGUUAACUGAUGUAGGACUUGUGGAGAGCUUUGUGUUUAUGCUCUCAUCACCUAACAGGUAAGCUGACCAACAGGACUGUCUUUAAAAAACUAAGUUGUUUUAACACCAACCACACACCAAGACUGUGGAGCCAACAUGGCUACCACUGGAAACCACAGCGGCUAAAACUCUUUGUCUAUCUCUGGCUCUGCAGCUACCUGUCUGUCUGGUCAGCUGCUGUGUUUGUAAGCUACUGUUGUCUUUGUGAUUUAUUAUUUUUCUGUAGGGUUUAUUUUCUAUCCUGUACCUUUUUAUCUAUUUGUACUCCCUAUUUAUUUAUUUAUUUAUUUAUUUAUUUAUUGGUUGGUACUACUGUAUUUCUUUGUGAAAUGUCUGUCUGCCGGAAAAAGCUGGUUGUGUCUUCAUGGAAAAUAAAAGUUCACAUGUUUAAUAUUGUA
Messenger RNA from Myripristis murdjan (pinecone soldierfish), 4590 nucleotides. RefSeq names its product protein tyrosine phosphatase type IVA 2-like. Bases 1207 to 1713 code for a protein of 168 amino acids. The transcript is spliced from 8 exons. Gene Ontology annotation, biological process: protein dephosphorylation. Lineage: Eukaryota; Metazoa; Chordata; Actinopteri; Holocentriformes; Holocentridae. The record is from RefSeq and is a predicted model, not a curated record.